AUGGCGGCUUCAACACCCACUGCGCAAGCUCUCAACUCGCAGCUCAAUCACGACGAGGCGGUGCGAGCAGCGAUAGAUCGGCGAGACGUGGCUGCGUUGCGUCGACUUGCAAGCCGAGACAACGGCUUCUCUGCUUCCGGUCUACGCUCUCAGGCUUGGCUUCUAUUGCUCGGGGGCACUCUACCCACAAGUACCAACCAGUCUGCCACGGCAGGACCGAGACGGCGCAAGCCUGACACGGACAAGGCAUCCUCUGAUGAUGGUGCUACACCAUCAGAGCAGCCUGUGACACCGCACAGAGACGAAGGUCAAGUGGCUAUGGACGUCAACCGCAGCUUUAUAUACUACCCUCAGAAUGCCACGCCAGCUCGCAAGCAAGAGCUGCAAAAAGACUUGAACACAGUCAUCGUCUCGACGCUUCGCAGACAUCCUGCCUUGAGCUACUUCCAGGGCUUCCACGACAUCGUCUCUGUCAUUCUGCUCAGCCUGGAAGACGUGGAAGACACGAUCGAAUGCGUCGAGCAUCUCAGUCUUUACCAUAUCCGCGACUCCAUGGGAUUCGGCAUGGAUCCGGUCAUUGGCUAUCUCAGGGUACUCAAGCGCAUACUCGACCAAGCUUCGCCGGCCCUGUCUCAAGUCGUCAAUCUAGCAUCUGCGUUACCCUAUUUCUCACUCUCAUGGGUCCUCUGCUUGAUGUCACACGACAUCACCUCUCUCGACGUAUCUGCACGGCUAUUUGACUUUUUAUUCGCGCACAACCCCAUCUUAGUAGCCUACUUUGGCGUCGCCAUAUUGCUCACGAAACAGGGCGAUCUAGACGAGAUCGAUCCAGACUUGGCAGACGAUCCGGCGGUAUUGCAUACAACACUCGCUCGAAUGCCUGUACUGCUGCUCGAGCCAGAGGAGCCUUUGCCCAUGUCGCCGCCGCCAAAGGAUGGGAACAAUGACGAAGGUCUGUACAGUGACCCGGACAUCGAUGUACCCGCCCUCAUGCCCACACCGCCUCUGACGCCACCACUUCCAUCGGCAAAGCGCAAGGGCAUCCUAUUGCAAGACAUCCUCGAUAGCACACUCGACCUGUAUGCUCGGUAUCCUUUCGAUGGACCGAAUGUGCGCGCCAAGGAGAUACUGGGACCUUGCAGUGCCGUCUAUACAUGGCGGGUAUCUGGCCCACCUAUUCCCGCCGAACAGGCGGAAGAGAUCUUGCGUCGCAAUGCCGACAUUGUCUACCCGCCGCCAGCGGAAGAGCAAGACAAGCCAGCACCGACGCGACCGCUCCGUCAAGACUUGGCAUGGCAGCGACAGACGCUCAUGCUGGCCGCCGUCGGUCUCGCGGGGCUAUUGCUUGCCACGUAUGGCGCAGAGCCCUUGCUGAUCAAUCUGCAGCAAGGCAUGUUUGGCCGAUGGAUGUCGUGGGCAACCAAGACGUUGAUAGGUCUGCGAGAGCGAUGA
This is a messenger RNA of Mixia osmundae IAM 14324, 1452 nucleotides long. RefSeq lists its product as uncharacterized. Gene Ontology annotation, cellular component: endoplasmic reticulum membrane. Gene Ontology annotation, molecular function: GTPase activator activity. The transcript is spliced from 7 exons. Bases 1 to 1452 code for a protein of 483 amino acids. NCBI's taxonomy places the organism in Eukaryota, Fungi, Basidiomycota, Mixiomycetes, Mixiales, Mixiaceae. Gene Ontology annotation, biological process: endoplasmic reticulum to Golgi vesicle-mediated transport; positive regulation of GTPase activity. The record is from RefSeq and is a predicted model, not a curated record.